Molecule: messenger RNA, 9344 nt
Organism: Castor canadensis (American beaver)
Lineage: Eukaryota; Metazoa; Chordata; Mammalia; Rodentia; Castoridae
Source: RefSeq, a predicted model, not a curated record
GUCCCCUGGCUCCAAGAUGGCACUGCAGAGCUCCUUCACCUGUUGGAAUGGGACAGUCCUCCAGCUCGGGCAAGCCUGCAACUUCUACCAGGACUGCACCCAGGGAGAAGACGAAGGCCAGCUGUGCAGUAAUCUUCCUGCUGGUUUUUACUGCAACUUCGAGGAUGGCUUCUGUGGCUGGACCCAAGGCACACUCUCACCCCACAUGCCCCAGUGGCAGGUCAGGACCCUAAAGGAUGCUCAGACUCAGGACCACCAAGGCCACGCUCUGCUGCUCAGCACCACUGAUGUCCCCAAUUCAGAAAGUGCCACAGUGACCAGUGCUACAUUUCCUGUACCAAUGAAGAACUCUCCUUGUGAGCUCCGAAUGUCCUGGCUCAUCCGUGGAGUUUUGAGAGGAAAUGUGUCCUUGGUGCUGGUGGAAAACAAAACCGGGAAGGAGCAGAGCAGAAUGAUCUGGGAAGUGGCCACCAAUGAAGGCUUGAACCUGUGGCAGUGGACAGUGCUGCCUCUCCUCAAUGUGUCUGACAGAUUCUGGCUCCAGAUAGUUGCAUGGUGGGGACAAGGAUCCAGAGCCACCGUGGCAUUUGACAAUAUCUCCAUCAGCCUGGACUGCUACCUCACCAUCAGCGGGGAGGACAAGAUGCCUCAGAACAUAGAACCCAAUUCAAGAAAUCUGUUUGAGAGAAACUCAAACAAGGAGUCAAAAACCUGGGAAAAUAUAUCAGGACAGAACCCCAUCUUUGACCCUAGAGUUCAAUGGCUGUUCACCACAUGUGGGGCCAGUGGGCCCCACGGCCCUACACAGGCCCAGUGCAACAAUGCCUACCAGAAUACCAACCUGAGUGUGGUGGUGGGGAGUGAAGGGCCCUUGAAAGGCAUCCAGAUCUGGAAAGUGCCAGCCUCCGACACUUACAGCAUCUCGGGCUACGGAGCUGCCGGAGGGAAAGGUGGGAAGAACACCAUGACGCGGUCCCAUGGCGUGUCUGUGCUGGGCAUCUUCAACCUGGAGAAGGACGACACGCUGUAUAUCCUGGUCGGGCAGCAGGGGGAAGACGCCUGUCCCAGUACAAACCAAUUAAUCCAGAAAGUCUGCGUUGGAGAGAACAACGUGAUAGAAGAAGAAAUCCGCGUGAACAGAAGUGUGCACGAGUGGGCAGGAGGAGGAGGUGGUGGGGGUGGAGCCACCUAUGUGUUUAAGAUGAAGGAUGGAGUGCCAGUGCCCCUAAUCAUUGCAGCCGGCGGUGGCGGCAGGGCCUAUGGAGCCAAGACAGACACAUUCCACCCAGAGAGACUGGAGAAUAACUCCUCUGUUCUAGGGCUGAACGGCAAUUCCGGAGCCGCAGGUGGUGGAGGCGGCUGGAAUGAUAACACUUCCUUACUCUGGGCCGGAAAAUCUUUGCUGGAGGGUGCUGCCGGAGGACAUUCCUGCCCCCAGGCCAUGAAGAAGUGGGGGUGGGAGACAAGAGGGGGUUUCGGAGGGGGUGGAGGGGGGUGCUCCUCAGGUGGAGGAGGCGGAGGAUAUAUAGGUGGCAAUGCAGCCUCAAGUAAUGACCCCGAAAUGGAUGGGGAAGAUGGGGUUUCCUUCAUCAGUCCACUGGGUGUCCUGUACACUCCUGCUUUAAAAGUGAUGGAAGGCCACGGGGAAGUAAAUAUCAAGCAUUACCUAAACUGCAGUCACUGUGAAGUAGACGAAUGUCACAUGGACCCUGAGAGCCACAAGAUUAUUUGCUUCUGUGACCAUGGGACAGUGCUGGCAGAGGAUGGUGUCUCCUGCAUUGUGUCACCCACCCCAGAGCCCCACCUGCCACUCUCGCUGAUCCUCUCCGUUGUGACCUCUGCCCUGGUGGCUGCCCUUGUCCUGGCAUUCUCCGGCAUCAUGAUUGUGUACCGCCGAAAGCACCAGGAGCUGCAAGCCAUGCAAAUGGAGUUGCAGAGCCCCGAGUACAAGCUGAGCAAGCUGCGUACCUCCACCAUCAUGACUGAUUACAAUCCCAACUACUGCUUUGCCGGCAAGACAUCCUCCAUCAGUGACUUGAAGGAAGUGCCACGGAAAAACAUCACCCUAAUUCGGGGUCUGGGCCAUGGCGCCUUUGGGGAGGUGUAUGAAGGCCAGGUGUCUGGAAUGCCCAACGAUCCAAGCCCCCUACAAGUGGCAGUAAAGACGCUGCCAGAGGUGUGUUCAGAACAGGACGAGCUGGAUUUCCUCAUGGAAGCCCUGAUCAUCAGCAAAUUCAACCACCAGAAUAUUGUGCGCUGCAUUGGCGUGAGUCUGCAGGCAUUGCCCCGAUUCAUCCUGCUGGAGCUCAUGGCAGGCGGAGACCUUAAGUCCUUCCUGCGGGAGACACGCCCUCGCCCGAAUCAGGCCUCCUCCCUCGUCAUGCUGGACCUUCUGCACGUGGCUCGGGACAUUGCCUGUGGCUGUCAGUAUCUAGAGGAAAACCACUUCAUUCACCGGGACAUUGCUGCCAGAAACUGCCUCUUGACCUGUCCCGGGAGUGGAAGAAUAGCAAAGAUUGGGGACUUUGGGAUGGCCCGAGACAUCUACAGGGCCAGCUAUUAUAGAAAGGGAGGGUGUGCCAUGCUGCCAGUUAAAUGGAUGCCCCCAGAGGCCUUCAUGGAAGGAAUAUUUACUUCUAAAACAGACACGUGGUCCUUUGGAGUGCUGCUGUGGGAAAUAUUUUCUCUUGGGUACAUGCCAUACCCCAGCAAAAGCAAUCAGGAAGUUCUGGAGUUUGUCACCAGUGGAGGACGGAUGGACCCACCUAAGAACUGCCCUGGGCCUGUCUACCGAAUAAUGACUCAGUGCUGGCAGCAUCAGCCUGAAGACAGGCCCAACUUUGCUAUCAUUUUGGAGAGGAUUGAAUACUGCACCCAGGACCCAGAUGUCAUCAACACUGCUCUGCCCAUAGAAUAUGGCCCACUGAUGGAAGAGGAGGAGAAAGUACCCAUGAGGCCCAAAGACCCUGAGGGGAUGCCUCCUCUCCUUGUGUCUCCUCAGCAGGCAAAACGAGAGGAACAAGCACCACCGGCCCCACCUCCUCUGUCCACUGCUUCCUCUGGUAAAGCUGUGAAGAAACCCACAGCGGCCGAGGUCUCUGUGCGAGUCCCGAGGGGGCCUGCUAUGGAAGGGGGACAUGUUAACAUGGCAUUCUCUCAGUCUAACCCGCCAUCAGAGCUGCACAAGGUCCAGGGAUCCAGAAAUAAGCCAACCAGCUUGUGGAAUCCAACUUACGGCUCAUGGUUUACAGAGAAACCCACCAAAAAGAACAAUCUUCCAGCAAAGAAGGAGCCACAUGAGAGGAGGAACCUGGGCCAAGAAGAAAGCUGUACUGUCCCACCCAACAUGGCUGCUGGCAGACUUCCAGGGGCCUCACUGCUCCUAGAGCCAUCUGCGCUGACCGCCAGCAUGAAGGAGGUACCUCUGUUCAGGCUGCGCCACUUCCCUUGUGGCAAUGUCAACUAUGGCUACCAGCAGCAGGGCUUACCUUUAGAGGCCACUGCUGCCCCUGGAGCUAGUCAUUAUGAGGACACCGUUCUGAAAAGCAAGAACAUAAACCAGCCUGGACCCUGAGCCCUGCAAACAACUCAUUUCUCUCCCCUGGGGAGGCAGACAUAAUGGCUCCACCACAAACCAGAGACCAAAUGUCACUUUCAUUUUGUGCCAACUUGUUUUGAAGUGCCACAUAAAAAGCUGUAUUUUCACAAUGCUUUAGAAAGGUUUUGAGCAUGGGUUCAUCCUCUUCUUCCAAAAGAAGAAAAUACCAUGAAAGCGGGUGAUAAAUGCAAGGCCCCAAUUGGUUGCAUAAGAUUUUUAUGCAUGGUUGUUGUAUACUUCCUUAUGCUUCUUUUCACUUGUUGUGCUCUGCUUCCAUGUAGUCAGCACUGGCUGCUUAUGUGUUUCAUAGUGGGAGUCAUAGAUACUUCCUUACCUUGUUGAUGUGGACAUGAACCAUUUGAGGGGUGAGGGAACAGAAAUAAAGCAAUUAACUGCAAUGAUUCAGCAUGAGAAAGACAUUCUUUACUUAGAAGAGAAAAAUCAUAGAUAACUUACUAAAGCAUCACAUUUAGAUGGUGGUUAGAUGCUUCUGAUUGUUCCGACUCAUCACCAAUUGUAAAAAAAAAAAAAAAAAUGUCGUGAGUAGUCCCGUAGUACAGAGAAAAUGUAUAUACUCAUCUAAGUGAAAUACAUACAUCCCAAGUGCUUUGAGUACGAUAAAACACCAGUAGUGAUCCAGCGAUGCAAACACCCUAUUAAUAUACCUCAUGCCUUAAGAAAAUCCUACUAAAAGCAAAAGCCUGAGUGUGAGGUUUCCUACUGGUUUUAAAACUCAAGAUUUAAAAUUACUUUCAGUGUUUCCACUAAUUCAAAUCUGAUCAUUUACAAACAAAAAUUUUAAGCAGCAGUGAUACAUUGAAGCACAGAAACAUAUCCAUUUGUGGAUGUAUGUGUCAAUACACCUGAGGCCAAAACCCUAUAACAGCUUCAGUCAAGAAGCCCACCACAAUAAAGCCCCUCUUUGGCUUCAAGGACUGGGCCCCUGGAGGAACAGGCCCUCCUGUGGUCCUAGGAAAGUUCAAACGCAGUACCCUUCCUCUCCUUUUCCCCGCUAAGUUCUUUCUCCCUUAAUCGUGUGAUCCUGGUAUACUGGUAACAUAAAUAUGUUGAAAUAUUCAAAGCAUAAUUUGUAUAGCAGAUUAAAACAAAAAAUUUUUCCUCAAGGUGGCAAUGAGGAAGGAAAUUAAGGAAUGGUGGAGAGCUGAGGUUGACACUGACAUGUUAUGGUAGGAGUUCUUAAACUGGUUUUCACAGAUUAAAUUUGUUUCUAUGAAACAGAAUCAGGAACCCAUUAUAUUUCAUGCACAUGCUUAUGCAAUCAUGUUUUUACCUGUGAGUUUUCAUUUGAUUCCGUCUCUCUAUUCAUAUAUCCAGUUUGCUCCUGGUAGUAGGUGUGCUGAAGGAUCUCUUUGGGAGGGCAUCUUUUUUUAUUAUUAUUACUUGCUAUGUGAGAAGCAUUCCCAAGCAAAAGAACUGUGUGUGUGUGUGUGUGUGUGUGUGUGUGUGUGUGUACACACCUUUCUUCCCACUUCCUUGGUUUCAUCUACAUCAAAAGUGUCACUGUGAGUGCAUGAGAGCCCCUGCAUUCUAUUCCAGUGCCAGACAACUGCUCAAUUCUCUUAAGGCAGUUGCCUGGUCCUAGAGUUGGUGGUUCUGAACAUCUAAGGAUGCACUAGUACUCCAGAGGAUACUUUUCCUUAACUGCCAAAAAUAUUUUCAUCAGAUGUGCAUGAGGAUGAAACAUCCAUGAGCCCAUCCCUGAAUAACUAAAUCAGUAAAGUUUUGAUUCAUGCCAAACUUGGUUCAAGUUCUGACGCAAAAGUAAUCACAUAUUCACAUAAGCAGUGUUCCAGCUCACAAACCACCCAAAGGGGCUCUAGAGUCUCACUUUGAGAAACACUCUCCUAAAGGAUGACAGAGGAACUACCAACAACUGGGAAAACAAUUCCAUUUUAUAUUUAUAACACUAGUAACCAAUUAAGCAGGCAGUACUGCACGUGUUUCAACACCCAAUUCUCUGUUGCUAUUAAUGGAAGGGAAAUUGUAUCCCUUUUCACUCUAAAAACUACAAAUUCAGGUUGUGCCUUACUAUCACUACAACUGAUUUGUUCCUUUUCUCUAAUUGUCUUUAUUAGUAUCGAUGUUCAUGUAAAUGAUAGCCAAAUCUUAAAAGCCUGUAUACAUGGAUGAGAAAAUAAACAACUCCACACUGAGCUAUGGUGACCUCAAGAUGUUUCAUUGAAGUCGAUGUAACCCCUAGGCACCAGCACGGUGUUCAUCUGGACUACUGUCCAGUGCAUGUUGCUCCAGCCAUAUGGCUACAGCAAUUUACACAGAUGCUCUGGGCUCUCAUAAAUUUAUUAACUAUGAUAGCAAGUUCUACCUAGAAUGUAAACAGGCAUAAUUGGAGUUUGCAGGAGCCAUGUUAAUUAAACCAUAAGCUAGUAUAAUUAUUUAUAUACCACAUCUAUAAAGAAUCCAUCAAAAGGUUACAUCUGUUCCACCAGGAAACUGGCAAUUUGUAAGGAAUGGCCACCUUAUUAAUAUUUGGCACCUCAGAAGUGUAUCAAAAGAGCAGAAAUACCCUUAAAAAAGUUUUGUUCUACUUUGUAGCUGAGACUAGAUUCUCUUCCACCAAGUAGAGUCUGUGUCCUGGCUCCCUGGAGGUACCUGAUUUGUUGGCGCUUCCAUAUAAAAAAGAAGGAUAACAUCCCUGCCUCGCUGCACUUGAGGGAGAGUGUGAAGUGUGUGAAAGCACAGGCAUCCCUCUUACACCUCUGCAUUCCCACGUGCUGUGAGGCAGGUUGUGCAUCAAUGUCUAGGAUCCCCAGCCUCAAGCUCAGCAGUUCUUGUGCCACUCAUCUCAGGCCCUUUUGGCUCUCCCAUCUGUGCCAGGUUUUUCUUCACCCCUCACUUAUUUAAUGACAGCAAGAAUCCAACCAGGAUUAAGUCAUUUUCAGCUCCAAAGAGGAAUGAAGAGAUUUUGCCCCACUUAGAACUAAGAUCCAAGUGUUAAAAAUAAGCAGCACAGAACGGAAGCCAGUUCAUUAAUCUGAGUAAUUCUUUUAAAAAAAACUAUUUAGGCAUCUCCAUUUAAUACUUAGUAAACCCAGGGCUGCAAGAUACUAUGUAACUGCAAAUUAACUGUAUUCUUCAAAACAGAACUCUUUAUAUCAAAAUUCACAGGGUACACCACUUAGGAAAUUGUAAAGACUGAGCUAUUCUAAUAGAUUUUCUCCAGUAAUAUAGCAGUAUUAAAAUCCCUAUGAGCUUUGCAAACCUAAAACAAGAUGCCUAUGGAUUCAGACUACUCUAAAUAGUAGGUUUCCCUUGACAAGAUUCAUAAAGUUGUAUGAAGUGUGUUGUCAAUCUGUCUUUUGUUAAUCAUUUUUUAAAUGAGUCCCUAAAGAACCCAUUUGACUGCUAAUUUCAAGGCAGCAGAUGGUUCCCCAUGUUGUGUGAACACACAAAACUAAACCAAAGCUCCUGAAUUCCUCAACAUGGUGCCCUGAAAUUUAAAAAGGAUGACUGCGAAUAAACAGGAAGGCUUUUAUUAAGAUCCUAUUUCCAGGACUAUAGGCAUGGCUCAAGUGGUAGAGUGUCUGCCUAGUAAGUGUGAGGUCCUGAGUUCAAUUCCCAGCAAAAAAAAAAAAUGACAAAACUUAGCUUUUGAAGCUCAUCUUCCACCACAUGGAAUAUGUAACGAUGCCUGAUACACUUUGUCAGCUGUUGAUUUGCACCUCUCAGUGUCCAUUACCAAAGCAAGGAGGCAAAGUUCAAAAAGAGCCCAAUGUUGGGAUCAGGAGUAUGGAUUCCGGUAUUCCUCACCAAGUGUGCCCAGGUAUCAUUAUGAUGGGGAACUCAUUGAGGAGUCUUCUCUCCCAGCUACCACAGGAUUAGAGAGAAGCCCUCUUUUCAGAUUUAUAGAGAUAUUCACUGUCAUUGGAUGGCAAUUUUUAUUGUGCAUCUGGAAAUGGGGAGUCCAAAAAGAUGACUAAUUCAAACAUCCCACAAAGAAAAGAUUGUGAAAACCACAAAUUUCCUACAUUUUACUACACCUGAAAGUUUUUUUUAAAUCAAUCUUUUUGCCUGAUUUUCAAAGUGAUAUUUAUAUAGUAUUUCAAAGUUCUUAAAAUAAAUAAUUUUAAAGGCAGAAAUUCCUUUUACUCAUGUAUAUAAGUACUAAUAAGCAGCUGGUGAUGGUGAUAAAAGAUAAGAAACUAAAGCAGAACAUGAUGUUGGAUUUUGCUCUGUCACACACCAGGGAGCAUGAAGUGAGGUCACAAAGAAUCUCAGGCUAUUUAUUAAUUUCCAAACCCAUUUCCUACAAGAAAGAGGGAAAAAAAGCACUUGGGAAAAUUAUAAUAUUUUAACAGAUGUAUAAUCUAUUGCUAUUCUGAUUAGAAAUCCAUUUUAUUAGCAGGUUCAAAAAAAGGUGACUAUACUCCUUCGCUUUGCUCUUCAGCUUUAUGAAGCUCUGCAUUAUCUAUAAAGCAAGGUCUACUUCCCCUGCCAUCAAUAUGAGACUUGUUAUGACUAUUAAAAUCCAUUUUUAAACACAUUUGGGGAUAUUUUCCCAAAAAACAUUGCACAGUAACACCUAUCCUUCAUAACACAAGCUGUUAGGGGCAGCCAAAGCCAUUUAUGCUGAUGACUGAGUUUUAAGAUGAUCUCAGAAAUCAAAUAAGAAAAAGGAUAAUAAAAAGAAUGGCUUGAAGCUGUACAUAUAAUUUUAACAUAAUUCAGUCUGUAUCAGUCUGAUUUGAUUUGUUAUAUGAAAAAUAAUUAGGUCUUGAAUGAGGCAAAUCUACUUUGAGUAAAGGCAUGAAAAACCUUUUAGGCUAGAACUAAAAAACUUAACCUCUGUAAGACUGACACAGGUCAAGGACAACAUGGCAUUUGAUAUUCAAACUUCCUACAUAUUAGAAAUGCCUAAAAUUCAAAGUACGCACAAAAUAAGUACGGAGAUUUCUGAGACUCACUAUUUGAUUUCAUUUAUCCAGAUGAAACAACCCCAGCUAAACACCCAACCCUGAGACCAAACUCCUGACAAAGACAUGUGUUGGAAUAAAUGUGUGUAGUUAUCUACGUAGCAACAGACUCAGAUAUCUGGGUUCAUUUAGGAUUUUACAGCUGAACUUAAACCAGAUUUAUGAGGAUUUUUUAAAUGACACUGGUGAUCACUAGGAACAGGCUCUAUUUUAGCUAAGAGUCUCAAUAAAACACUUAAAAUAUUUUUACAUCAUUCAGAACUCCCUGCCCCUCUUCAGUGUGCCAUGACCACAAUUCCUUAUUUGAAAGGUACAUUGUCAUGAAGAUGCUACUCCAUUAGAAGAGAGUCUAAAAAGAUAAGAGGAAAAAAGGUUCUUCCAACCCCUUGGUGCUUCUCUUCGAGGGAAAGCUAUAAAACAGGAAAACAGUUUCAUUUCCAUCAAACAGAAUGAAGCUGUAUCAAUGUCAGUAACAUGUGGCCAUCUACUCUGAUUCCAUCGUAUGCAAUUUUUCCCUCUUGUUAAGAAAAGCAUUCACAAAAAUUUUGGAAGAAAAAAACCUUUUUGCCUAUGCAAAUGCAUCACACUCAACUAUUAUAUACUAUUAAAUACAUCCUAAAAACAUAACGUGAUCAGCCUAUUAACAAGCUUCAUUAGGAAUGUUUGUUGUAUAUUCAGGUGGCUUAUGUGACACUUUGUAAAUGAUGGCCUAUGUACCAAGGAAUAUUAACAAACAGUUCUGAAAAUAUACAUGAUAUUAUGAGUUUUGUGUUAACUACUGUACCUAUAUUAUA